This is a messenger RNA of Vicia villosa (hairy vetch), 710 nucleotides long. Its product is annotated as protein GOLVEN 6-like. The record is from RefSeq and is a predicted model, not a curated record. The transcript has 4 exons. NCBI's taxonomy places the organism in Eukaryota, Viridiplantae, Streptophyta, Magnoliopsida, Fabales, Fabaceae. Bases 86 to 490 code for a protein of 134 amino acids.
UUUGUGUUUUGUGUUGACUCUCUCUUUUCCAUGCGUGGUCGUGUAUAUAUAUAAGUUAAACUCACAUGCUUAAGAAAAGUACCUCAUGCAUCCUCUCAGCAUAAAAAUGGAGCUUAUAAAAAUAAUCACUUUUCUGAUCCUUUUCUUCUCUUCUCUACAACCAACUGUCUCUUCUUUACAAACUCAAUCACAUACAACUAUUCAGCAUCAAGGAAUAUUAAAUGCACGCCAGAAGAUUUAUCUACCAGUACUGCAUAGGAAGCUAAUAUUCACCAAAAAGGUUAAAGAAUCUGAUAAAGCUAGAGAUCUUGAAUCACACAAGAAGAAAGAUUCGCUUCCUGCAGGGAAAGAAAACAAGAAAAAGCAAAAGAUGGAAGUAGGUAAGAAAGGAACAAGACAAGAGUGGAUGGAGUCAGAAGAAGAUCCAUCACAAUACUUUACUAUGGAUUACAAUCGUGUCAAAAGACGCCGUCCUAUACACAACAAGUAAUUAAUUGCUGGUUGCUCCAUAAACCUAACAACUCUUCAAAGUUACAGUUUGGCUAAAUCUGUGUAAUAUUAGGGUUUUUUGUUUUUUUACUUAAUGUAAAGGUGUUUUCAUGUUAGGUGACAAAGAAUUCUUUUCUUUUUUUCUUUGUAAAACAAGUUGCCUUAAUUUUUGGGACUUCUCGUAAGAACAUGUUUUGAUGAUAUGAUAUUUAGUUUGACCC